Molecule: messenger RNA, 2555 nt
Organism: Salvia miltiorrhiza (redroot sage)
Lineage: Eukaryota; Viridiplantae; Streptophyta; Magnoliopsida; Lamiales; Lamiaceae
Product: protein NRT1/ PTR FAMILY 4.5-like
Exons: 5
Coding region: 529-2277 (582 amino acids)
Biological process (GO): transmembrane transport
Cellular component (GO): membrane
Molecular function (GO): transmembrane transporter activity
Source: RefSeq, a predicted model, not a curated record
AGGCCCAAAAUUUUGAGUUGGCAAAACUCAUCUUUCUACCCAAUAUUUUCCCCAUGUUACCAUAUGAAUGGAUUUGUAUGGUGAUUAGUGACCUGUCUUAAGAGGAUCUACAAAUUUCAAAUCUAGGAUCCAAAGGCAUUUUCUAAAAUAAUUUAGCCCUAGCUUUGUGAAGUGUGCCCAUACCCCUACCCCCUACCCCACCCCCACCCACCCCCCACAUUCCACUAAUUCCUUUGUGAAAGUGAAGCAAGAGAAGAAACUUAGCUGCCAUCCCAAUGUGUCCUAAUCAUGAAUUCUUGAGAGAGAAAGAGGAAGAGAGAGAGACACCAAAGAAGGCGAUCAAUCAGAUGUCACUGGACGUUUAUAUACAACUUUCCUUAUUGCCUAUAUCUAUGGUUUUAAGUAAUCCCUCCUUUCUCACACUCAGCAAUUCGCACUUCUCCCCCAACUACUAAAACAAGAAAUCACACUAAACUUGUUUCUUUCCCCAACUCGCCCAAUUUCUUCGUCUCAAACAAACUCCCACCCAUGGGGGAUGACGCGGAGGCCGGCCGGAGCGCCCAAGGCAAAGGUGGAUUCAAAGCCACCUCUUUCAUAUAUGCUCUGGCGGCAUUGGAGAAUAUGGGAGUGGUGGCGAACAUGGUGAGCUUGGUGCUCUACUUCUCUUACAAGAUGUAUUUCGAUCUGUCCACGUCAGCAAACACUCUGACAAACCUCAUGGGAUCGACUUACCUGCUCUCCAUCGUCGGCGGCUUCAUCUCCGACACUUACCUCAACAGGUUCCUCACCUGCGUCAUUUUCGGCACGCUUGAAGUCCUCGCUCUAUCGAUGAUGACAAUUCAAGCCCACAGUGACAGUUUGCUGCCCAAGCCUUGUGGCAAGUCGAGCUGCGUCCAAGGUGGCGUCGCCGUCUAUUUCUACGCGACCUUGUGCUUGCUCGCGCUGGGCGUCGGCGGGGUCAAAGGCGCCCUUCCCGCCCUCGGCGCCGACCAAUUUGACUCCAAGAAUCCCAAGGAAGCCAAGUCACUCGCCAGCUACUUCAACUGGCUCUUGCUCAGCUCCGUCGCCGGCUCCUCUGUUGGCGUUACUUUCGUCGUCUAUGUCUCCACCAAUAAGAACAACCAAAACUGGUGGAAGGGUUUCCUCAUCACCGCCGUCGCUGCAUUCCUCGGCUACGUCUUUCUUCUCAUCGGGAAACCUUUUUACCGCCUUCACCUCCCCAGGGAUAGCCCUCUUACCAGACUCACACAGGUUGUAGUUGUCGCCGUCAAAAAUAGCCGAUUAUCUCUUCCCGAUAGUCCUAACGAGUUAUACGAAAUCAACGAAAAGGAUUCUGAAACAAGUGCACCCAAAAUUGCACAUACCCAAGAAUUCAGGUGGUUAGACAAAGCAGCAAUCGUGGGCGCAAACACAGAGCCGUCAGCGUGGAAAGUGUGCACGGUGACGCAAGUGGAGGAAGUGAAAAUCAUAGCAAGAAUGGUGCCAAUCAUAGGCAGCACCAUAAUCUUGAACACAUGCAUGGCGCAGCUGCAAACCUUCUCGGUGCAGCAAGGAUACCGCAUGGAUGCGCAUCUGGGUUCGUUCCAAGUCCCCGCGGCGUCCAUCCCGGUCAUCCCGCUCCUCUUCAUGAUCAUCCUCAUCCCCGUCUACGACCGCCUCUUCGUCCCCUUCGCCCGCGGCCUCACCAACCACCCCUCCGGCAUCACGCAGCUGCAGCGGGUCGGCGUGGGCCUCGUGCUCUCCGCCGUCUCCAUGGGCGUGGCGGCGCUCGUGGAGGUCAAGCGGAAGAAUCAGUCCCUCAAGAAUCCGAUGCAGCCCAUCAGCCUCUUCUGGCUGGCCUUCCAGUACGGCAUCUUCGGCAUCGCCGACAUGUUCACGCUGGUCGGCUCGCUGGAGUUCUUCUACAAGGAGGCGCCCGCCGGGAUGAGGUCGCUCUCCACCUCCUUCACAUGGAUCUCGCAGUCGUUUGGGUAUUUCUUGAGCAGCGUGUUCGUGGACACCAUCAACUCGGUCACACGCCGCGUCGCGCCCAGCCGCCAGGGAUGGUUGCAAGGCCAGGACUUGGACAGGAACAAUUUGAAUCUCUUCUACUGGUUUCUGGCGAUCUUGAGCGCCCUCAACUUCUUCAACUACCUGUUUUGGGCGACGCGCUACACAUACAAAAGCGAUGAUCAAGAGAAUUCGGAUAGCUCAGAGGAGCACCGCUCCGAGGUGCCGUUCCUCAAAGAGGAGGAGCAAGCGUCCAAGGCGCUGGAGGAACGAAACGGGAAAUGGUGAUGGAGAUUGCAUGAUUUCAUGGCAUGGAACUUAAUGGCAUAUAUGGUUUGAAGAUUUAUAUAUAUGUAUACUUCUUGUUCUAUUUUCUUUAUAUUUUUGUCAAUCAGGUUUAAUGUGUGUGGUUUUUGAUCGUUUUCAGUGAUGAUUCUUGAGUAUAUAUUGAUGGGUUUCAUGCAUAGGUUUGCCCACGAUACAUACUGUAAAAAGGCUUUCAAGGGUAUGAAGAUAACUUGUUAUUUUCAAGAUUAAUGUAAAUGAAAUGGAUUUUGUGUUUUCAA